This is a messenger RNA of Sugiyamaella lignohabitans, 411 nucleotides long. It is a transcript of the gene UBC11, whose product is annotated as putative E2 ubiquitin-protein ligase UBC11. The coding region runs from base 1 to 411 and encodes 136 amino acids. The record is from RefSeq and is a predicted model, not a curated record. The transcript has a single exon. NCBI's taxonomy places the organism in Eukaryota, Fungi, Ascomycota, Dipodascomycetes, Dipodascales, Trichomonascaceae.
AUGUCGCAAACACCAGGAAUCUCGGCGUUUCCCGAGUCGGACUCGAACCUGUUGCAAUGGACAGGUACUAUUGACGGACCCGAGGGCACGCCUUAUGAGGGUCUGAGUUUCAAGAUCUCGCUGCACUUUCCUCAGAAGUAUCCGUUUGUGGCGCCCACUUUGAAGUUCAUCAGUCCUAUGUGGCACCCUAAUAUCGAUAUGGCAGGAAACAUUUGUCUAGAUAUUCUUAAGGAGAAGUGGUCGGCUAUUUAUAACGUUCAGACCAUUCUAUUGUCUCUUCAGUCGCUGCUUGGUGAACCCAAUAACAGCUCGCCUCUCAAUGCCGAGGCUGCUAGUUUAUGGGACCGUGAUCCUGCCGAGUACAAGCGUCGUGUGCUGCUCAGAUCGCAUGGAGAAGGUGGUAGUGCUUAA